AUGCGAGUGAUCGUGCCGGCAAAGUUGCGCAACUUGCUGCUGGACGAACUCCACGAAGGGCACCCAGGCAUCGUGCGCAGCAAGCAAAUGGCGCGCAGCUACGUGUGGUGGCCGUCCAUCGAGGCGGACCUCGAGAAUCGUGUCAAGGCCUGCUGGCCGGAAGUGUUUGUUAUGCGCUCGACUACGUCGGAUGCUACUGUGGAGAGAUUGAGAGAGCUCUUUGCACGGUUUGGUUUCCCAGAAACCAUUGUCAGUGAUAACGGCCCGCAGUUCACUUCUGAAGAGUUCAAGCUUUUUGUAAAAGAAUUGGGCUGUCGUCACGUGCUUACAGCACCGUAUCAUCCCAGCUCAAACGGGCUUGCAGAGCGUUUUAUUCAGACACUUAAAAACGCUCUUCGUAAAUCUAGCGGAGCAGACACAUUACAACUGAGGCUUCACAAGUUUUUGCUUACCUAUCGCAACUCGCCCCAUGCGACAACAAAUGAGUCACCAGCAAACUUGUUACUAGGACGACGGCUGCGAAAUCGACUCGAUGUUAUCAAGCCAGCGGUGGGAGGAAGGGUUGCAUAUAACCAGUUCAAGCAAUCCGUGGCUCGCCCACGUCGUGAUCGUGACAUAGCAGUCGGUGACCAAGUGAUGGCUCGCAAUUAUCGGGGCAGACCAAACUGGGUCCCUGGUGUUGUUGUGGGGCAGUCCGGCCCUGUGUCUUUUACAGUUCGUGCUACCACACCCAGAGGCAGUUUCACCUGGCGUCGUCACAUGGACCAGCUGCUCGCGCGGAUCACGGAUCCGGACCGCGAGGCAUCUGACCAAGAGGGGUACGAGUUCCUGGCGUUCCCACCAAGCGUCGACCCAGUGACAUCCUCCGCUCCUACCACCAGUGGUCCUGCCGCUUCGCAAGAGAUCCAGACGGCGGGUGCAAGACGCUACCCGACUAGAGACCGUCGACCACCGGACAGAUAUCAAGCUGGAGUUUAGCUUGGUAAAUUAGCCAAUAUAAAAGGGGAGGGAUGUGGUGUCAGGCCUAUCGCCACCGUCCAUAAUGCGCAGGCGCGCAAAACGAAUAAAAGGCGUGCGCCGCAACCUGCGCGUGGGCUUAUCUCGAC
Molecule: messenger RNA, 1106 nt
Organism: Dermacentor silvarum
Lineage: Eukaryota; Metazoa; Arthropoda; Arachnida; Ixodida; Ixodidae
Exons: 2
Coding region: 1-978 (325 amino acids)
Biological process (GO): DNA integration
Molecular function (GO): nucleic acid binding
Source: RefSeq, a predicted model, not a curated record